Messenger RNA from Fulvia fulva, 576 nucleotides. Its product is annotated as Cytochrome P450 monooxygenase bsc11. Bases 1 to 576 code for a protein of 191 amino acids. The record is from RefSeq and is a predicted model, not a curated record. The transcript is spliced from 2 exons. Lineage: Eukaryota; Fungi; Ascomycota; Dothideomycetes; Mycosphaerellales; Mycosphaerellaceae. Gene Ontology annotation, molecular function: iron ion binding; heme binding; oxidoreductase activity, acting on paired donors, with incorporation or reduction of molecular oxygen.
AUGCAAUACGUGAAGAGCACCACCGAACUUUCCGAUGGCACGGUACUACCAGCAGGUGCCAUGAUCAUGAUCGACGACAGCGCUGUACGGGAUCCAGAGAUCUACGAGAACCUGGAGAAGUUCGAUGCGUAUCGUUACUUGCGCAAACGUGAGCGGGCAGGUGAGGAGAACGGCCAUCAGUUCGUCACAACAUCGCCAGAUAAUCUCGCGUGCGGACAUGGACAGCAUGCUUGUCCUGGACGAUUCUUCGCGAGCACGGAGAUGAAGGUGUUGUUCUGCCUUAUUUUGCUGAGAUACGACUUGCGGUAUGUGCCAGGAGCAGACCCGCCGAAGUAUACCAGAUUCAAGCAUCAUGUGGCGGCGCCUCCCGAUUUGAAGGUGCAGUUUCGCAGGAGGAAGGAGGAGAUAGAUUUGCUUCACCCGAAGGACGGUCAGCGACAGCAAAGUCCAAGCGUGCACAUCCCCAAGGACAAAUAUCUCGCAUUCAAGAGUACAGCAAGUGUCACCGCCAUCAUGUUCACUUACAGCAGGGAUAUUCAAUCGUGUCCGCGGAUACUGACAACAGGCAGGAGAUGA